Messenger RNA from Uncinocarpus reesii 1704, 825 nucleotides. RefSeq lists its product as uncharacterized. Lineage: Eukaryota; Fungi; Ascomycota; Eurotiomycetes; Onygenales; Onygenaceae. The record is from RefSeq and is a predicted model, not a curated record. Gene Ontology annotation, cellular component: cytoplasm. Gene Ontology annotation, molecular function: zinc ion binding. The transcript is spliced from 2 exons. Bases 1 to 825 code for a protein of 274 amino acids.
AUGCCGCCUUCAUCCCCCCCUCUCUCAGGCCACCGGCAAGAGUCCUUUACGCAAAUGGGCCCAGAGCACGAUCUGGACGCAAUCGGCAAGCACUGCCAGUUCGAGUACUGCCGGCAACUCGAUUUCCUUCCGUUCCGGUGUGAAUCAUGCAAGAACACCUUCUGCCUCGACCACCGCACCGAGACCGCGCACAAGUGCCCUAAAGAAGGAGAAUGGGCGGCCGCACGGAGAAGAAAAGAAGGCGGCGCGACGAGGAACAAUAGCAUGCUCUCGCCCAACACAAAACCAACAAUCUAUAAUACCACGCAAUGUUCGCAUCCGCAGUGCAAGACGUUGAUUCACACCUUGCAGAACCCCGGUGUGCACUGCAAGAAUUGCAAUAGGCAGUAUUGCCUGUCGCAUCGAUUGCAAGAAGACCACGACUGCUCAAAGUUAAUACCGCUCGGCGCAAGACCCGCAGGCGGGAAACUAGCUUCCGUAUCGCAAACCAACGUGGAUAAGGCCCGAUCGGCAUUCUCCAAACUGCGCGCGUGGGGCAAGGACAAGUCAUCCAACGUCGCGGCGAAUCUGGCGCCCAAGCCCAAACCGCCCAGCAGCGCGGCGGCGAGGACCGCAAACCUCAAUGCGCUGAAGAGAUCUGCAAAAGGUGAUUCGAAAAUCGAUGUGUCGAAGCGGUUCUACCUCCAUGUGGAAGCGUCAGCGGAUACCACCAAGUCGAAAUAUCCUUCUGGGGAUUUCUAUUUUGAUGCGGGGUGGAGUGUGGGCCGGUUGUUGGACGAUGCGGCGAAGAGGUUGCAAGUUCAGAAUGGGAGGAUGAACGGUUGA